This is a messenger RNA of Hibiscus syriacus, 2174 nucleotides long. Its product is annotated as ankyrin repeat-containing protein ITN1-like. The record is from RefSeq and is a predicted model, not a curated record. Gene Ontology annotation, molecular function: protein binding. The coding region runs from base 16 to 2127 and encodes 703 amino acids. Lineage: Eukaryota; Viridiplantae; Streptophyta; Magnoliopsida; Malvales; Malvaceae. The transcript is spliced from 7 exons.
AACUAACAAGAAAACAUGUUUGUUAGGAAUCCUUCUAUCAGAUCAUGUCCCCCGGAGAGAUUCUCCAACUCAAGCCUUGAUGAACAAACGCGACCCUCGGUUUCCGGCCCUUUUAAUAGUAGUCCCUGUAAACUCCCACUCCCCCCGGAAGAUCAUGCAAGUGCUGCACGGUUCUCGCAGCAGACUCAUGUUGUCAACAACAUGGGUAUUAACGUUCAUGUUAGUGCUGCAACGCCUGUUCAAGUAGUUGACAAGUUCAUACCAGAGCAUUCUCUUGCAAUUCCCCCACCCUCUAUGUUACCAAAUGUGCUUCCAACGAUUGGGAAAAAUAGGAGUUCGACACGGCUUACCUUGUAUGCUCCUUUAUUUCAAGCUGCAUUGAAAGGUGAUUGGGGAAAAGCUAAAGAGUUCUUAAACAUGCAUCCGGGUGCCGUGAAUGUGAGGAUAACCAAGGGAUGGGAAACAGCUCUUCACAUUGCUGCAGGGGCCAAACACAUUGGAUUCGUGGAGGAGGUAGUCAAAUUGAUGAGCGAUUCAGAUUUAGAAAGGAGGAACAAGGACAACAACACCGCGCUUUGCAUUGCCGCUGCUUCGGGUGUUACACGGAUUGCAGAAGUAAUGGUGAAAAAGAACAAAAAGUUGCCAGGGUUAAGGGGGAACAAGGGAAUCACACCACUCUACAUUGCUGCAGGGGUUGGCGACCGAGACAUGGUCUGGUAUCUUUACAACGUGACUUCUGCUCAGGAUCUUACGCAGGAGGAUCACGUUGGGUUGCUUAUAGCAUCCAUCGCCACUGAUUUAUUUGAUGUAGCUCUGUUCUUAAUUCAGCACAAUCCAGAAUUGGCUGUUCUGCGUGAUUCGAAUGGGGAGACAGCACUUCAUGUUUUAGCUCGAAAACCUUCAGCCUUUGCCAGCAAAAGUGAGCUGGGAACUUGGGAGAAAUUUAUCUACCCAUGGAUCUACGUUGAACCAGUGGUAAAAAGCACAUGCUCAUCCGGCAUAUCAAAGCGCUGCUGCUGUGAUACGAAUCAAGUGUUAAUUGGCUUAGCCGGAGAACUUUGGAAUGCAAUAGUGAAAACAAUCCCAGGACAUAAAGCUGUUUAUGAGAAAAAGUUACUGCAUAUGCAAGCCGUUGUCCUUGUGAUGUUGUUAUGGGAUCAAAUUAUAUUAUUAGAAGACUCACAAAUUACAGAUAUACUAAGAAGCCCUUCACAAGUGUUAUUUAUCGCAACAGAAUUCGGAGUUGUGGAGCUUGUAGCUGAACUUAUACAGUCUUAUCCCGAUCUAAUAUGGAGAGUCGAUGAGGAUAGCCGCAGCAUUUUUCAUAUCGCCGUCAUUCAUCGUCAAGAGAAGAUCUUUAGACUUAUCAAUGAUAUUGGGGCACAUAAGGAUAUGAUUGUUGCUUACAAAGACGAAAACAAAAACAAAAACAACCACUGCAUACUGCAUUUAGCUGCAAAGAUUGCUCCUCCAGAUAGACUUAAUAUUGUAUCUGGUGCAGCUCUUCAAAUGCAAAGAGAACUAUUGUGGUUUAAGGAAGUAGGGAAGAAUGUGCAACCAUUGUACAAGGAAAUGAGAGACGUCAACGGCAAAACGCCACGAAUGUUGUUCGCGGAAGAACAUGUGGAAUUGGUCAAGGAAGGAGAGAAGUGGAUGAAGAGCACUGCUUCCUCGUGCAUGCUCGUUGCUACGCUAAUCACAACCGUAAUGUUUGCUGCUAUCUUUACAGUGCCAGGAGGCAAUGACAAUAUCAGAGGAACUCCCAUAUAUUUAGAAUCUAAAUCUUUCAUAGUUUUUGCUAUGGCAGAUGCAUUCGCAUUGUUCUCUUCGGUCACCUCGAUAUUAAUGUUCUUAUCGAUCCUGACUUCGCGUUACGCCGAAGAGGAUUUCUUCAGGUUGCUCCCACAGAGACUGAUUGUGGGUCUUGCUACUCUUUUCUUGUCCAUAGCAGCAAUGCUGGUAGCAUUUGGUGCAACGUUUUGCAUUGUGCUUAGCCAAAAAUUGGCAUGGAUUGCUGUCCCAACAGCCUUGAUUGCUUGUAUUCCAGUCACUUUGUUUGCCUUCCUACAGUUCCCACUCCUUGUUGAUAUCAUCCGAUCUUCAUAUGGUGCUGGCAUCUUUGCCUGAAUCAGUUAAUAUUCAAUUCAUUCAUUUAUUUCUAUUUCUUCUGUGUU